Messenger RNA from Gossypium arboreum, 1209 nucleotides. Its product is annotated as ruBisCO large subunit-binding protein subunit beta, chloroplastic-like. NCBI's taxonomy places the organism in Eukaryota, Viridiplantae, Streptophyta, Magnoliopsida, Malvales, Malvaceae. The transcript has 10 exons. Gene Ontology annotation, cellular component: cytosolic ribosome; chloroplast stroma. Gene Ontology annotation, biological process: protein refolding. The record is from RefSeq and is a predicted model, not a curated record. Gene Ontology annotation, molecular function: nucleic acid binding; ATP-dependent protein folding chaperone; ATP binding. The coding region runs from base 1 to 1209 and encodes 402 amino acids.
AUGGGAAACCUUAAAGGGCUAGAGGAAGAUAGGAUGGGAAUGGGGAGAGAACCCAUUAGUAUUGCUUCAGGUGAAGCUUCGGACUUUACGAAGGGAACACUGUGGUGUUUGAUGAUCAAGACUGGUGUGAACAAGCUUGCUGAUUUGGUUGGAGUCACUCUUGAACCAAAAGGCAGGAAUCUCGUUCUAGAGAGCAAAUAUGGCUCUUCCAAAAUUGUUAAUGAUGGUGUGACAGUAGCUAAGGAGGUUGAGUUGGAUAACCCAGUUGUUGGGGCUAAGUUAGUAAGACAGGUAGCUGCUCAAACUAAUGACUUGGCCGGUGAUGGAACAACAACUUCCAUGGUGGCAGCCGGUGCAAAUCCUGUCUUAAUCAUUAGGGGCAUUGAAAAGACCACAAGGGCUUUAGUAUCUGAGCUUAAGGCUAUUUCAAAAGAGGUUGAGGACAUUGUUAUCCUUACUGGAGGUACUAUUAUUAGAGAUGAGGUUAGGUUUUCCUUGGACAAAGCUAGCAAAGAAGUCUUGGGCCAUGCCUCUAAAGUGGUGCUUACCAAGGAUACAACCACCAUCAUGGCUAAUUCAUCUUCUGCUGCCACAAUAUCUGCGAAUAUAAAUUCUAUACCUAUGCUUAAUGGAACUAAUUUUAAGGAAUGGAAAAGGGAAGAACAACCUGCACCUCUCACUGCGGAAAGCACCCCUGAUAUUAAGAGGGACUUUGAGAGGUGGGAUUGUUCAAAUCGUAUGAGUCUAAUGAUCAUGAAACACAACAUUCCAGAAGCCUUUAGGGGCACAGAAUCUGAAGAGAUUACUCUGGCCAAAGGUUUCCCUGAUGAAAUUGAGAAACAUUUUGCUAAAAACGAUAAGGUUGAGAUGACAUCACUUCUGACUUCUUUGAUGUCUAUGAAGUAUAAAGGUCAAGGAAACGUAAGGGAGUAUAUUAUGGAGAUGUUCCAUACUGCUUCAAGACUUAAGGAAGAAAGGUUGAAGGGUGAUGAGUCUGAAAAUGCUCAUUUGGCCAAUGUCCCUAAGGACAAGGGCAAGAAAAGAAAAUAUCAGAAUGAAACUGCUAAGGGUCCAGCUCAAAAGAAACAACAACAAGCUACAGAGAGUUGUUUCUUUUGUAAUAAGUCUGGACACGUAAAGAAAGAUUGUACCAAAUAUCAUGCUUGGUGUGUAAAGAAAGGGUUGCCUGAGUUACUGAAAGCCAAGUGA